CACAGGACGCUCUUUGUCUAGCCACCUAGCUAAGGCAUUUAUCAACCAAUACUUCCCGUCGCGGGUGCUUUCUCCCCUGUCAACUUAGGAAGUGUCAAAACACAACAAUCUUUCUGUAUUAUUCGCAUUCAACACUUAAUCACAAACUAUAAAUAGAUAGUCUAAAACAUCGAAAGACUAGUAGGCCGGUGCUAUUCAGGUUGACAUACGAAUGUGCUGUCUGUGAACAAAAUGUAGAGAGGAUUUGCUGUGUGUUGAAAACAAGUUUCGAAGUUUACUGAAGAAAGAAGUGAUCAACGAGCGCCAGCUUUCUCAUCGGACCUUUCAUUGAUUACAGCUAGGCCUAGCCUAUUUUUUAUCCCCAGUUUGUCAGUGUAUUAGAGGAAUUAUGAAGAAUGAUAUCAUCAAGUGGAUGUUAGUUUUGUUGGCAACCAGUUGUAAAUGUAUGAAAUCCAGAGAUCGUUUACCAAACAUCAUUCUGAUCUUAACUGAUGACCAAGAUGUUAUGUUAGGAUCCAUGUCUGUGAUGAAUAAAACCAAGGAGUAUCUUGGCAAAAAUGGUGCUAACUUCAUCAAUGCAUUCGUGACAACUCCAUUGUGCUGCCCUUCUAGAAGCAGUAUACUCACUGGAAUGUACGAGCAUAAUACUGGUGUUUUUGACAACCAGGAAACCUGUGUCUCAAAGGAGUGGAUUGAAGGGCCAGAAACAAGAAACUUUGGAGCUUACCUUCAGAAAAGUAAAUACAGGACAGGUUAUUUUGGGAAAUAUUUGAAUCGAUACAAUGGCUCGCAUAUACCGGAAGGUUGGAGGGAAUGGGUUGCUCAGCUACAAAACUCAAGAUAUUACAAUUAUUCAAUUAAUCGUAAUGGCCAAAUUCAUAGACAUGGCUAUGACUAUUAUCGAGAUUAUUUUCCUGAUUUAAUAACAAAUGACAGCCUGACCUUCUUCCAUCUGUCCAAGAAAAAUUACCCCAAUCUUCCUGUUGCCAUGGUAUUAUCGUAUCCAGGACCACAUGGACCUGAAGAUGGCGCUCCUAUGUAUCAACAUCUGUUCGAAGGCAAUCAUCUUCACCGAACACCGACCUGGAACUAUAUGGAAAAUUCCGACAAACAUUGGAUUAUUCAAGUAAUGGAAGAGAUGUCAGACUUGGAGAUUGCCUUCACGGAUGCUUUGCAGCGCAAGAGGCUUAUCACUCUCAUGUCAGUUGAUGAUGCCAUUCAGAGGUUAUGUCAAAAACUAGAAUCACUGGGAGAAUUGGACAAUACAUAUAUUAUAUUCACCUCUGACCAUGGCUAUCAUCUAGGACAGUUUGGAUUGGUGAAAGGAAAGUCAAUGCCAUACGACUUUGAUAUCCGUGUCCCUUUCUACAUCCGAGGACCUGGUAUUCCAGCAGGAAUUGAGGUCCCAAAUACGGUACUGAGUAUUGACAUCGCACCAACAAUUUUGGACAUGGCGGGAGUGUUAAUACCGGAGCACAUGGAUGGCGUCUCAAUUCUCAAUCUUUUCACACAUUCAAAGAUGGAAUGUAAAUGGAACCGACUUGGAAUGCUGGAGCAAAAGUGUUGGAAGUACAAAAAUUUAAAGGGACCAAAUGGGAAGAAAAGGAAAGUUUUCCGUUAUGUAGGAUCUAAACCCUGGAGAGAUACUUUUCUUGUAGAAAGAUCGAGAACAGAUGAAGAAUUGGAGAAAUACUACAACAAGACUUCUAAGCUACAUGGUGGACAGUUGUCUAAAGAAGAUAAAUUGCGAGAAGAGUGUGAAAAAAUUGAAUAUGUGUCACCUUGUAAACCAAAACAGGCUAAAGAGUGUAUAUUACUGGCAGAUGGAUCUUACCAAAUCAGAAAAUGCAGACAUCGUCAACUGUUGCCAGUCAAAAAUGAAAAUCCAAACAAAUGUGAAUGUCCAAACCAAAAGAAGAAUGGACGAAUGAACAAAGAAGAGAAGAAGCAGCAACGAAACUUUUUGAAACAACAUGUUAAUAAAGAAAAUAUUCGGCUUGGACGCUUUCUAGAAAGUGACGAAUCGCCAUAUAGGACUCCUGUAGUUGUGAAUGAUGAUGCUAACAUAUAUCAAGCAGAUAGUUCUCUACUUAAUCAUGUAGUAGUUGAUCCUAAAUGUCAAGUUUUUCCAAACUAUACAGUUUAUUGCAUUCCAGAUGUGUUUUCCUCCAGAAAGGCAUUACAGGAGCACAAGGCAUUUCUCCAAAAACAAAUUGAUAAUGUGCAAAUGCAGUUGCAAUACUUAAGACUUAUCAAAAAUUUCUUGCAAGAUAAAAAUGUAAUAGAAAGCCAAGAACAAAAGUGUGUUUGUCCAAAAAGCAAGGAUGAAAUGGAAAAUAAGUAUGGAGAAGAACGACAGACCCGUGGAAGAAGAAAAAACAAGCAAGACCCUCAAGAGAAAAAGCAAACAAGAAUUGAGGCUCGAAAAGUAUCAAAGAAAAAGAACAGGAGAGAAAGAAAAAAAGAAUUGGUAUGUAAUAAACCAUAUAUGAACUGCUGGCAACAUGAUAAAGACCACUGGAAGACUCCACCAUAUUGGACAGAUGAGAAAGUAUGUGGUUGUUCCCAGUCUAACAACAACACAUACUGGUGCCUGAGAACCGUAAAUAAAACACAUGAUUUUCUAUACUGUGAAUUUAUUACACAAUUCGUAGAAUAUUUUGAUCAUCGAAAUGACCCUCAUCAGAUGUAUAAUUUGGCACAGGAACUAAGUACUGAAACAAGAAGACAGCUACAUGAACAACUUGCAGAAAUGAAGACUUGUGUUGGCAAUAAAAAUUGUAUAGAAAAAUCAUUUAUUUAUCAUAAGAAACCAAAAGCAUCUAGUAAAAAACAAAGAAGGGGAAGAGCUUCUUGACCAACACAUUCAUAUAGUUUCCUUGGUGUGGUUCAACGGGAGAAAAGGCCCAGAGGCCUGCUCUUGGUGAUGAUGAAAGGGAUGAGAUUAAAAGAUAAAUAAAUUUGAAGCUCAUGCCUUCAGAUAUUUAUUGAUGAAGGGAUAAAACAUUUUACAACUAGUCAAAAACACAACCUAACUUUCAAACAAAUAGAAGUAGAAUGCAGACAUUUGUACUGUAUCUCAAAUUAGACAACUUAGAAGUCAAAUGCAGCUGACUGACUCGCCCAAACAAAGAAUUUAAAUGGUGCUUUUAAGCUAAAAAAAAAAAAAAAUUAUUUUUUUUAUAAUGGAAUCAAAUUAAUGAAUUGGUAUGUUUCAAGACCAAUAAAUUAAUUUGUAUGUGAAAUAUGUGGAUAGAUAGAAUAUUUUACCUAAUACACAAACUUAAACUGAUGAUUGUACGAGAACAAUAAAUAUUUUACUAUUCUAUGCAAAUGGUGUAGUAUACUAUCUGAUUUUAAUGCAAUAUUCGAUUCAGUCUCAUGAUAAAUUGUGCUGUAAACUUCUUUUAUUUAUUUUAGAACGUGAAAUCACAAAAUUACAUUGUUAUGUUCAAAUUAUCUCAUUACAGUGUCAUAUUGUGAUCCAUAAUUAUCGUAUUAUAACAAUAGUUUCAAAAAAUACUUCAAAUAGUACCAUACCAAAAUGCUAUAUAAAAUAAUAGGAAUUCUCAGAAUUAGAUUAAAUUACUUGAGACCAAUUGAUCAUGAGAGCAGACUAAUAAAAUCAAAUGAUCAUGAAAUUAAAGUGCCAAAAUCAAAUAUUCAUGAGGCCAAAUGAUUAUGAGAUCAGUUUUUUAAACGAUCACAAAAAUUUCGUGAGAUCAGAGUGUAGAUCACAUGAUCAUGAGAUGUGUUAAAUGACCAUGAGAUAAAUAUUAGAUCAAAUGUUCAUGAUAUCUGAGUGUUAGAUCAAAUGAUAAGAUUAAUUAGGUCAAGUGAUCAUGAGAUCAAUUAGCUCAACUGAUCAUGAGAUAAAUUAGGUCAAAUGAUCAUGAGAUCUAUUUGGUCAAGUGAUCAUGAAAUAAAUUUGGACAACUGAUCAUGAGAUCAGUUAGGUCAAAUGAUCAUGAGAUCAAUUAGGUCAAAUGAUCAUGGGCUCAAUUAGGUCAAAUGAUCAUGAGAUUAAUUAGGUCAGGUGAUCAUGAAAUCGGUUAGUCCAAAUGAUCAAGAGGUCAAUUAUGUCAAGUAAUCGUUAGAUCAAUUCAGUAAAUGAUAAUGAGAUCAGUUAGGACAUAUGAUCAUGAGAUCAGUUAGGUCAAAUGAUUAUGAGAUCAAUUGGGUCAAAUGAUGGUGAGAUCAGUUAGGUCAAAUGAUCAUGAGAUCAGGAUGUUAGAUCAAAUAAUCUUGAGAUAAGUUAAAUUGAAUUAUCAUGGGACAUCAUUGGUGAUUAGACCAGAGUGUUGGAUCAAAAAUGGUUAUGAAAAUGUUGAAUCAAGGAUGGUGGCGACGGUGGUUAAUAAGAUAAAUGUUUUAAAGCAAAAAAUCAUAAGUUCAAAUAAUUGCAAAUCAUUAAAGUUGUGUGGUUAAAUCAUUGAACGUCAACUAAGACUGACCAAAUGAUCAUAAGGUCAAAAGUUGUUUAAGAUCAUUCAUAUUUAUUUAGUAAAGUUAUAACUUUAUUGACAAUGAUUGUAAAAUCAGAUGUUUUAGUAAGUCAUUAAGCAUUCAUAUAUUAUAGCUGUGAGUUCAUUGUUCUUGAAAUUUUAGUAAACACUUAGUCUUAUGGAGAUUUUCAAUAAAAAGAGCCAAAUAUGUUUUUACAAAUUA
Molecule: messenger RNA, 4668 nt
Organism: Anneissia japonica
Lineage: Eukaryota; Metazoa; Echinodermata; Crinoidea; Comatulida; Comatulidae
Product: putative extracellular sulfatase Sulf-1 homolog
Exons: 20
Coding region: 389-2857 (822 amino acids)
Molecular function (GO): glycosaminoglycan binding; N-acetylglucosamine-6-sulfatase activity
Source: RefSeq, a predicted model, not a curated record